This is a messenger RNA of Phytophthora sojae, 1374 nucleotides long. RefSeq lists its product as hypothetical. Bases 1 to 1374 code for a protein of 457 amino acids. The record is from RefSeq and is a predicted model, not a curated record. NCBI's taxonomy places the organism in Eukaryota, Oomycota, Peronosporomycetes, Peronosporales, Peronosporaceae. The transcript is spliced from 2 exons.
AUGGACCGGUCUCGCUCGCCCAAGCGCAAGCGCCGCCGCGCCGAGUCGUCCACGCCUCGACGUGGCGGCAAGAAGGGCGCCUCCUCUUCGUCCUCGGCCAACCGCACGACCGGCUCGGGCGGCGCCGAGUCCAAGAUCGUGUGGAAGGACUCGCCCGCCGACAAGCAGAUCAAGGUCUCGGGCACGGGCAAGAUGGCGGUGCGGCGCGAGAUGCAGGGCUUCGUGGGGCGCCUGGCGCGCGCCAGCCAGCAGUCGCCGCCCUCCAGCCAGGAAGAGCAGAAGAAGCCGCCGGCCCGAGAGCGCGUGCGCGCGCGGCGGAAGGCGGCGGCUGAGGAGGAGAAAGCCGCCUCGAGGCUCUUGAUGUUCAGCCCCGAGAGAGCAGAGGGAGCUGAUGCCGCACAGAGGACGCCCAAUACGGCGUCGAGACGGCGAUCCACCGAGAGAGGGGACUCGCAGGACGAGCUCUUCAGUGUGCUGGACAAGAUUGAGCAGAAAUAUGCCAGCCCCGACGUGGCGCUGCCGCUGACGGCGUCAAGGCCGGCGUCGCCCAGGAGGCGGCAGCUGUAUCAGCAGCCUGCAGUGACCAGCACUACUACGGCAGUAGCAGCAGCAACGGAGAUGAACCUGACGCCGACCCCAGCUCCCACCUAUUCGUCCACCGGCACGCUGUCUCCUCGGUCGCUACGGACACAGGAAAUGUUGAAGACUCAGGAGCUGAACAGGAACCAGGAACCGGCCAGGGCUAUCGCACCAGUCAAAGAGCAGGAGGCAGUGAAAACGCCGCCAAAGCCGGUAGUUGUGGAGGAGGAGGAUCCGUUUGGCGACCUGCCGGACGAAUCCUGGGACCUGAUGGAUCAGUUGGUGAGCCAACGAGCAAUGGUUGACGCUACCCAAACGCAGUCACAGUCGCAGACGGAGCUCGUGUCGUCUCAGAGCUUCGCGCUGACGCCGCGGCCGAUGCCGUCGGCUGCGUUUGACGGACCGAAGAAGCCUCCGCCGAUGCCACCAGCCAAUGUUCCGGCUCCAGUGGUGCGAUCAAUGCAUGACGUCGGCGCAGCCCAACAGCCUGAUCGGCCCGAGAGCUUCAGGCGAUUUUUAGUUUUGGAAGUGGACCGCGACGUCGUUAACCGCUCGCUGCUUUUGCGCCUCUUAGAUGAUCAAGACGUGCAGCUGGAGGCUUUGCUGACCGAAGACUGGUAUGACGUGCUUGUCGAGGCUGGCGAUACGAUCAAUAUUGUGUUUACUGAGCAGGAUAGGAAUGGAUUCUUCUCGCAAGAAUGCAGCAAUGUGCCGGCAGGGCGGCACUCAACUCGCAUUCAGGUCGACAACAUGCACAACGUCGUGGUCGUCCACCCUGAUAUUCUGGUACGAUGA